Saccharomyces mikatae IFO 1815 is the source of this 465-nucleotide messenger RNA. RefSeq lists its product as uncharacterized. The coding region runs from base 1 to 465 and encodes 154 amino acids. The transcript has a single exon. The record is from RefSeq and is a predicted model, not a curated record. Lineage: Eukaryota; Fungi; Ascomycota; Saccharomycetes; Saccharomycetales; Saccharomycetaceae.
AUGACUCCACUUUUGCAAGCGGAAGCAAAAAUGAACACGAGUCUCUACCUCACAGAAAACAACCAACAACAUGAAUUCAGUCUCGGCAGCUCUCAUUCUUUCUAUUCUUCCUCGGUGCCCAACAGUGAAAAUAACUCAGGAAUUUUCAGCCAUAACUCUGUCAAUAAUAGCAGGGUGAGCUCCAAUGACGAGUUCACCAUUCAACAAGAUGGAAUGAACACCAUAAUGUAUAAGAACAAUAUCAGUAAGACUUUCGAAGACGACAUUUUCUAUUGUCCAAGAAGUUUGCUCACUCCAGAGGAACAAGUGGUAUACCAGGAAAUUGACAAGUAUUACAUGGAACAAGCUCUAUUGACCCAGUUACAGAUCUCUCAAACAUGUUCUUCGUCCACUCCAAAAGAGGAAAAAACUGCUAAGUUUAAUCCCUACACUUCAAAGAGCUUCAGUCCCGCUUCUUCUGAAUAG